UUUUCCCUUUGUUAGCGUUUUCCCAGAGCCUCCUGCGUUCUCCCGGCUUUGCUGAAAAGCAGGAGCUGUCAGAAAGAUGACUUUGUUUCACACGAUGCUUCUCCAGAGCAGCAUUGCUUUGUUUAAGCUCCCGUAAGCCAUUUAUCAUAACUGCCAUCGCCUUUUAAUGAGCUAUAAAAUCUGCUGCUUUUCACGGUUGGUUGAAAGGCAUCGUUCCUCAUCCUUACCCUUCCCUUAAGAACCUGAGCAGGUAGUCUGAGAGAAGAAUGUUAACCACGGAUCCCUAACAGUGUAUUCUGAUUUCUGAUCAUAUAUAUUAAAGAAAAAUCCCAAUUUCAGAGAGAAAGCAAGACUGUGUGAAAGUAGAGAAUACCACACUCCAUCUUACAAAAAGAGAAGAUCAAGUCUGGAGUUUCUCUGACUUCGUCUGAAAUUGUAGGCAUGAUCAAUUUGUUUAGGAAACCUUACAAGAAAAAAGCAGGCAAAUUCCAGCCUUUCAAGAAGCUCUUUGGUAAGAGGAAGAAAAGAGAGCCUGUGUCAGACUGUGAGGAAGCCAAACUGAAGCCCAGCCACUCCUUUGGCAACAUCUGCAACGGCACCUUGUCCUCCGAUGAAGAGCCAAACAGUAGUCUGAGGUCCUCCCAUUAUUCUAUGGGCAGUCGAGCUUUUUCCCAUGACAGUAUUUUUAUACCUGAUGGGAGAACAGAGAGUGAACAGGCCAUCCAAGCAAUGUCACAGGAGAACGUUUUAGGAAAAGUCAAAACUCUUCAGCAACAGUUGGCCAAGAAUAUAAAAUUUGGGCAGCCUCCACAAAUGACAGUUUCUGUGAAGACAAUAGGGGAGGCAAAUGCUAGUAGAGAAGAAGAUGUGUUUCUUGGUAGCCCAAUGGAGAUUGAGACUCAGCAGGACACAGUGAUCUCAGACAGUGGUAAUAAAUCCACUGACACUCCAGAUUUUUUGAGAGCAAUGAAUUUGCCUGGAACAAGACAUGAAGUGGAAGAAAAGGUCCCUCCAGUCAAAUCCUCUCGGCCAAAAAGACAGUUUUCCUGUUCUGGCACAAUUGAAACCAUCAAUUUGGAUGCAGUUCCCCAGGCUGCUGCUCGUCUAGACAACAGUGCAGCUAAACACAAACUGUCAGUGAAGCCAAAAAAGCAGAGGAUGUCAAGAAAGCACAAGAGAUUAACAAAGGGAUCACAAAGUUUAACAAUAACAGAAUUCGAGCCAGAGGACCUGGAAACUCAGCUGUAUGGAGACAUAUACCCAGGUUAUAAUGGACAUAUCAUUGCAGACAAGUUAAUCCAGAACAGAGAUGAGCAGAGGCAGCUUCAGCUGGAAGAAGACAAAAGAAUUGAAGAUCAUUGGGGGAUUCUUGAGGCUGAAAGAAUAAGGCAGAUUGUAGAAAUGGAAGAACAAAGAGAAAUGGAAGAACAAAGGUGCCAAGAACUUGAGCAGAUGCAGAAAGAGCAGGAGAGAAGGCAUUGUGAAGAAGAGAGGAGGCAGUAUCUCCUUGAAGGAGAGAUAUCUUCAGAAAUAGAAGAGCAAACACGCCAUAAAGAGGAGAGAAGACUGCUGGAAGAUGAGAAGAGGCAACAGCUGGAGGAGCAGAAGUACCAGGAGCUGGAGAAGCGGAGGCAGAAGGAGUUGGAGGAGCAACAGGGAAGAGAGCUGGAGGAGCUGAAGCACCAGGAACAAGAGGAGCAAAAGACACAAGAGCUGGAGGAGCAGAAGCACCAGGAAUUGGAGGAGAAACACAGACAAGAGUUGGAGGAGCAGUGGCACCAGGAACAGGAGGAGAAACAGAGACAAGAGCUGGAGGAGCAGAAGCUCCAGGAACAGGAGGAGCAACAGAGACAAGAGUUGGAGGAGCACAAUCUUCAGGAACAGGAGCAGCAGCAGAGACGAGAACUAGAGGAGCAGCAGCAGAGACGAGAGUUGGAGGAGCACAAUCUUCAGGAACAGGAGCAGCAGCAGAGACGAGAACUAGAGGAGCAGCAGCAGAGACGAGAACUAGAGGAGCAGAAGCUCCAGGACCAGGAGGAGCAACAGAGACAAGAUCUAGAAGAACAGAGACACCAGGAACAGGAAGACCAACAGAGACGAGAGUUGGAGGAGCAGAAGCACCAGAAAUGGGGAGAGCAGAGACACCAGAAGUUAGAAGAGCAGAAGCAUCAGGGACGAGAAGAGCAGCGGCACAAAGAGCUGGAGGAAAAACAGAGACGAGAGCUGAAGAAGCAGAAAAGUCUAGAGCUGGAAGAAUUAAGGGAAAAUGAGAUCGAAAAACAGUGUCAAGAGGAAGAAGAAAGAAAUUGGCUGAAGGAACAAAAAGAACUUAAGGAACAAAAUAAGGAAGAGAAACAACGACAAGAGCUAGAAGAAAAAGAGCUUCAGGAAGCUGAAAUACAACUGAAGCAGGAGAAAGAAUCUGAGAGCCUCAAACAACAGAAGAAACAGGAGGAACAAAGACAGCUUUUGGAGGAGAAAGGAGAAAAGACAGAGAAGGAACAAUCCCAGCAAGUAAUGGAUAAGAAGAAGAAAUGGGAAGAGCAGAGAAAGCAUAAGCUCACAAAACAAAUGCACUUGGAAAGUGCAGACAGCGUGCAACAAGAUGAACUGAAGCAUCAAAAGCAACAAAACGAACAAGAAUGGAACAAGUUAGAAGAGCAGGAGGUAGGCACAGAAGGACAAAAUCUUCAGCAAAAGCAACAUGAAAAAUCUUCGGAACAGCAACAGGAAAAGGAUCAGUUGUGUUUGGGAGGGGCUGAUAGCCAUACAAUAGAGGAGAAUCUCCAAGAAGGAUCAAAAUCCCAAAACCUCAAACAGCCAGAAAAAGGGAAUAAAACUGCAGAAGAAAUCCUAGCCCAGAAACUGAAGAGAGAAGUUGAGGCUCAGGAGCAAAAGCGAAUAGGGGAAGAACUUAGGUGGCAAGAAGUAGAUGAAAGACAGACUGGAUCCAGACCCUUCACAUUUCAAGUGUCUUCUGGAGAUAAACAGAUCAUAUUUCAGAAGGUAAAUCUGAGUCCAGUCAUGCCUGUCAAAGGAGCAGGACUCUCUUCUCCAUCCAUCAAAGACUACAGGAUGCAUGCUUCCAGCAAGGGCUCUCAUACACUGCCAUCAUCUGUUUGUGUACCCCAUACAGCUAUUUUGGUUACUGGAGCACAGCUGUGUGGCACAGCAGUUAACUUGAACCAGAUAAAGGACACGGCUUGUAAAUCACUACUUGGCUUAACAGAAGACAGAAAAAACGUGGAUAUUCCUUCACCAGAGAAGGCCCAGAAAAAAAUGCAGAAUCCCAGACCCAGCAGCAGUAAAAUGAAAUAUGCACAGGAGACACUGAACAACCAGGCUGUACUUGCUGAGUGGGCUUCCAUCCGCUCCAGGAUCCUAAAGAACGCAGAAAAUGGCAAAUACAAUGAGAGAGACCGAGUAAGUGUCUGCAGACAUAGUGAUGACUGGACACCCAGAGGACGAGGUGCUCCCCAUGGCAACUUGAGGAAAACCCUGUCUGCAAAUGCAAAGUUCUCCAUAACGCCAGCAUGGCAGAAAUUUUCAGAAGCUUCAAGGUCCAAGUCAGAGGCUGAGAGUGUAAGUGCAGCAAAAGUCAAUGAAACAGCAGCUGUGGGAGGAAUCACUGGCUCAUCCACUGAUUCAAAGGAGGAUGUGGCUUCCAUUUUCAAGGAUAACUUAGCUGAAAAGGCUAAGGAGAAAAAGGAAACCCAUAGUGAAAUGACAGACAACACAGAAGGCUGUAAAUUUGCGAAAGAUCUGCCGUCUUUCCUUGUUCCAAGUUUUCCUCAUUCUCCAGGUAAAGAAUUACCCCAGGCAGAACUUCCUGGAGCUCUGGAAAAUGAGCAAAAUAGCAGUACAAAAAAAGCAGAUAAACCAGCACCCAAUGGAGAAGAAAAUGUUUCUCCUUUUGGGAUUAAAUUGCGAAGGACAAACUACUCUUUACGUUUCCAUUAUGAUCAACAGGCAGAGCAAAGGAAAAAGAAAAGAUAUAGUGCAGGAGAUAGUUUUGAUGGUGUGCCUGACCCACUAGUUACUACAGAAGGUGAGAAAGAAUCUGCUGUUUUUGCUCCACAAGAGUGUACAUCACCUCACAUGGGGAAAGUGAACAUCCCUGGUAAUUUAAAAGACUCAAAAGACUCUUCUGUGGUGCAGGUGUCGCAACCAGCAAACUCACCAGUGGUCCUUCCAGCCACUGGCCAGAGUGCUUUACCCUCUCAUGAGAAACCACCAUGCAAAUCACUGUUUCCACAGAAACCUGCUUUAGCUCCAAAGCCCACCACUCAGACACCACCAUCAUCUCCUCUCUCUAAAGUGAACAGAUCGAACCUAGCUGAUAUGCUAGGACAAAGGUUGCUUAAAGCCGAAUCUGAUGGUGGCUGGAGAAAAGAAGACAGAGCAAAUGCAGGGCACUCCCCACCAUCCAAUGAAUACAAAAAUGAAGAGGAAGAAAUUAGGGAAAAGAAGUCAUUUUUCCCAUCUAUAAGUAUUCCAUGGAGAGAAAAAAAUGACAAAAAGCCUGAGCCAUUGAAGAAAGAAAAACCUGUCCUCCAGAGCAGGCACUCUUUAGAUGGCUCUAAAUUGAUGGAAAAAGUUGAAACUUCACAACCACUUUGGAUUACAUUAGCGCUGCAAAAACAAAAGGGAUUUCGUGAGCAGCAAGCUACAAGGGAAGAGAGGAGACAAGCCAGAGAGGCAAAGCAAGCAGAGAAGCUGGCUAAAGAAAAUGCUGCCCUAAGUAAUCAGUCAGAUAAUAAAAGCAGCAGCAGCAAAACAAGCACAGUGCAGAAAUCUACAGCUCAAGAAGGGGAAAAGAAAAUUGAGACUGCUGUGUCAAGACUGGAAAGAAGGGAGCAGCUAAAAAAGUCAAACACUCUUCCAACUUCUGUGACAGUGGAAAUUUCAGAUUCUGUUCCAUCAACUCCACUGGCAAAGGAGGUGGCCAAGAGGUUCUCUACACCUGAUGCUAACCCGGUGUCAACAGAACCAGCCUGGCUUGCGUUAGCCAAGAGGAAAGCAAAAGCCUGGAGUGACUGUCCACAGAUCAUAAAGUAAACUGUAAAAUU
This is a messenger RNA of Cuculus canorus (common cuckoo), 5069 nucleotides long. It is a transcript of the gene CRACD, whose product is annotated as capping protein inhibiting regulator of actin dynamics. Gene Ontology annotation, biological process: maintenance of gastrointestinal epithelium; negative regulation of barbed-end actin filament capping. The transcript is spliced from 12 exons. Bases 442 to 5058 code for a protein of 1538 amino acids. Lineage: Eukaryota; Metazoa; Chordata; Aves; Cuculiformes; Cuculidae. The record is from RefSeq and is a predicted model, not a curated record.